Molecule: messenger RNA, 3396 nt
Organism: Pipistrellus nathusii (Nathusius's pipistrelle)
Lineage: Eukaryota; Metazoa; Chordata; Mammalia; Chiroptera; Vespertilionidae
Source: the annotation of a GenBank genome assembly
AUGUCCGCUCGCGCCCCGGUGCCCGCGGCUCACUCUCGGGAAGAGUCUCCCGCCGCGGCGGCGGCGGCGGCUGCUGAGAAGGAGUCGCUGUCGCCCGGGCUGAGCCGGCAGACCGAGCCGCUGCCCCCGCCCGAACAGGAGGGCAAGCAGGCGGCGAAGGAGGAGAGGGCCGUCCCCGCCGCCGCCGCCGCCGCCGCCGCCGCCGCCACCGCCGCCGCCACCGCCACCAGCGCGGGGGCGCGGGGAGAGCCGUCGCCGGCGCCGGUGCUGGGCCACAGCGUGCCCCAGGCGGCCGUGCCCGUGAGGCCGCUGGCGCUGCACCUGGCGCACCGGGCGCGCGGGCCCGGGGGCCCCUUCGGCGGAGAGCCGCUGCCGCCGCCGCCGCCGCGGGACCCGCCGGCCGAGGACGCCCGGGAGGAGGCGGAGGCGACGGCCGGCUCCGAAGGAAAGCCGCCUCUGCCGCCGCCGCCGCCGCCGCCGCUGCCGAAGGAGAACCCUUGGACCAAGAAGCCGCCUCAGCACCUGUCCCCCACCGGGUCGGAGCCGCCGCCGCCCCCGCUGGAAUCCCUGGAAGCAGAGCUCAGUUCCCCAAAAAUCAUAAAAGCAGGAAAACUCAAGACAAAGAAAUCCAACAAGGCUAGUGAUUUCAGCGAUAUGGCGAAUUGGCCAACACCAAGUGAAUUAGUGAACACUGGAUGUCAGAGUGUCAUCAACCAAGGAAAUAAGAAACUUCAAAAUAAAAAAGAAAAAGAAGAUAAAGUUGAAAAGAGAAAUAGCAGUGAGAGCAAAGAAACCCGAGAAACAAAACUAGAUGGUCCUGGUGAAAAUAUCAGUGAGGAUGAAGCUCAGUCAAAUAAUCAACGAAGGAAAGCUAAUAAACACAAGUGGGUACCACUCCACUUAGAUGAUGUAAGACCAGAUAGUCAAGAAAGACCAGGAUCCCGGAACAGCACAAGGUGUCAACCUGAAACAAAUAAGUCAUCACAAAACAAUAGGAGAAAUGAUACACGAAGUUGGAGACGUGAUAGAGAAAAGAGAGAUGAUCAAGAUGAAGUUUCCAGUGUGAGAAGUGAAGGUGGUAAUAUCCGAGGUUCCGUAAGAGGCCGAGGAAGAGGCCGAGGACGGGGAAGAGGACGAGGCAGAGGAAAUUCUCGAUUGAACUUUGAUUACUCAUAUGCUUAUCGAGAACAUGGUGAAAGGACUGAUCAACCAUUUCAAACAGAACUUAAUACCAGUAUGAUGUAUUACUAUGAUGAUGGUACAGGUGUACAGGUAUAUCCUGUGGAAGAAGCAUUGCUCAAAGAGUAUAUUAAGCGCCAAAUUGAAUAUUACUUCAGUAUAGAAAAUUUGGAACGGGACUUCUUUCUUAGGAGAAAAAUGGAUGAGCAAGGUUUCUUGCCUAUUUCCCUGAUUGCUGGUUUCCACCGUGUUCAGGCUCUCACUACAAACCUUAAUCUCAUUUUAGAGGCACUGAAAGAUAGCACAGAAGUGGAAAUUGUGGAUGAGAAAAUGAGAAAAAAGAUAGAACCGGAAAAAUGGCCAAUUCCGGGCCCUCCUCCACGUAGGUUGCCACAAACAGACUUCUCUCAACUGAUUGACUGCCCAGAGUUUGUACCAGGUCAAGCCUUUUAUUCACAUGCAGAGUCUGCCCCCAAUUCUCCAAGAAUUGAAAGUCCACUGAACCCAAAGAAAAGUACUGAAACAAGUAAUCUCCAAGCAAUGACUAGAGUUUUGUCUACCAGUUUGCCUGACUUGGACUCAGAACCUUGGAUAGAAGAAAAAAAGAGACAUCGUUCAUCCCCAGUGAAACUGAAUGAAUCAGCAUCUCUAUCUGAAGAGGCAUCAAAUCAACCAUAUCCUCCAGAUGAACAAGAGCAAGAAGAACUUGAUUUUUUAUUUGAUGAAGAGAUGGAACAAGUAGAAAAACAAAAAAACACAUUUAUUGAUUGGUCUGAUAAUGAUUCAGAUUAUGAAAUAGAUGACCAGGAUUUAAACAAGAUUUUGAUUGUAACUCAGACACCACCUUAUAUGAGAAAACAUCCUGGAGGAGAUCGAACAAGCAACCACAUGUCUCAGGCAAAAAUUACAUCUGAACUUGCUAAAGUUAUCAACGAUGGCUUAUAUUAUUAUGAACAGGAUCUGUGGAUGGAAGAAAAUGAAAACACACACACAGCCAUAAAGCAAGAAGCUGAGAACUUUAAGAAGCUAAAUCUCAUUAGUAAAGAGCAGUUUGAAAACCUAACACCUGAACUUCCUUUUGAGCCAAACCAAGAAGUUCCUGUAGCACCUUCGCAGUCCAGGCAAGAAAUAUCUUCAACAACAGUCUGUUCACUGCCAACAGCAGUUCCAGAAUCUUCUAGAAUUUAUCCUGCAAGGACACCCAAAACACCCCGAACACCCAGGUUACAAGAUCCAAACAAAAUACCAAGAUUUUAUCCUGUGGUUAAAGAAUCAAAAGCCCUUGAUAUAAAGAGUCCAAGAAAGAGAAAAACAAGACAUAGUACAAAUCCCCCUCUGGAGUGUCAUGUUGGUUGGGUAAUGGACUCCAGAGAUCACGGGCCAACAACAGCCUCUGCCAGUUUGAAGGCUUUCCCCCCCUCCUCAAACAGCAGUUCAAAUGCUUCACCUUCAGAAGGUGCCCAACUCAUAGGAAGUUAUGGAUGUGCUCCUCACUCAUUCCCGAAGUUUCAGCAUCCUUCUCAUGAACUUUUGAAGGAAAAUGGCUUUACCCAACAAGUGUACCACAAGUAUCAUCGAAGAUGCCUUAGUGACCGAAAGCGCUUGGGAGUUGGCCAGUCUCAAGAAAUGAAUACUCUCUUUCGUUUCUGGUCUUUUUUCCUCAGAGACCACUUCAAUAAAAAAAUGUACGAGGAAUUUAAACAACUUGCUUGGGAAGAUGCAAAAGAAAAUUACAGGUAUGGAUUAGAAUGUCUUUUCAGGUUUUAUAGUUACGGACUGGAAAAAAAAUUCAGACAAGAAAUUUUUAAGGAUUUCCAAGAAGAAACCAAAAAAGACUACGAAUCUGGUCAGUUGUAUGGAUUAGAAAAAUUUUGGGCUUAUCUAAAAUAUUCUCAAUCUAAGACACAGUCCGUUGACCCAAAACUUCAGGAAUACCUCUGUAGCUUUAAGAGGUUAGAAGACUUCCGUGUUGAUCCCCCUAUUAGUGAGGAAUUUGGAAGAAAAAGACAUUCAUCUACUGGUUCAGAGAGUGAUCAUCAUAGACUCCCAUCUCAUUCCUCCACAAAGUCACCAAAUGCUGCUAAGCCUGCAUCUGCCAGUCAACUUCAGAUUCCAAUAAAUUCUCCCAGAAGGAAUAUGUCACAGGACUCCAGUGACAAUUCACACCAGAACAGUGCUGCCUCAGUCUCCACAAAUGGUGAAAUGUCUGAGAAGUAG